Messenger RNA from Osmerus eperlanus (European smelt), 1735 nucleotides. Its product is annotated as solute carrier family 2, facilitated glucose transporter member 11-like. The transcript is spliced from 12 exons. Bases 107 to 1594 code for a protein of 495 amino acids. The record is from RefSeq and is a predicted model, not a curated record. Gene Ontology annotation, molecular function: hexose transmembrane transporter activity. NCBI's taxonomy places the organism in Eukaryota, Metazoa, Chordata, Actinopteri, Osmeriformes, Osmeridae. Gene Ontology annotation, biological process: monosaccharide transmembrane transport. Gene Ontology annotation, cellular component: plasma membrane.
UAAUGGCCCUUUAUGUUGUGUGUAUCCUCCUCAUCCAAAGCUACAGGUGGGUCCACAGCACGCUUGUUCUCCAGUGCCAGUCAGCAGCCAGGGAGACACUGCAAACAUGAAAUACACUCUGAAAGAAUUGGUGCAGUAUUGGAGGCUUUACCUGUUAAUGUUAGUCUUGGGAAUUGGAGGAUCAUUUCAGUAUGGGAUCCAAGUUUCCAUCAUGGCAUCCCCGGCACAGCAUAUCCAAGGUUUUGUGAACCAAACAUGGCUGGGCCGGUAUGAGGUUCCAGUGGAGGAUUCCACCAACAUGCUCAUCUGGUCCUUCAUUGUGUCUGUGUUCAGCUUGGGUGGAUGGCUCGGAGCUAUCCACAGUGGCAGCCUUCCCGCUGUCCAUGGCAGGAAGAAAGCCCUGUUAUUUAACAAUGUGGUGGCCAUUGUAGCAGCUCUUGUUAUGGUCUUCAGUCCCAUGGCCAAGUCUUUUGAGAUGAUCCUGCUGGGCAGAUUUCUCUACGGAUACAAUGCUGGCCUUGGGCUGAGUGUAAACUUGAUGUAUUUGGGCGAGAGCUCUCCCAAGAAAAUGAGAGGAUUCAUGAGUCUCACUUGCUCCAUCUUCAUUGGACUUGGGAAGAUUUUAGGCCAAAUUUUAGGCAUCAGGGAGUUGUUAGGGAGAGAUGACAUGUGGCCAUUUCUGCUUGGCCUUUGUGGCCUGCCUGCUGUCCUUCAACUCCUGGCCCUGCCUUUCUUUCCUGAAGCACCUCGAUACCUCUAUAUUGACAAAGGUGACACUGAGGGCUGCAAAAGAGCCUUACAGUGGUUAUGGCAAGAGGAUGACCUGAAGCUUGAGUUAGAUGACAUGGAUAAGGAAAGAGAGAGCUCCCAGGGUCUGAAGACUAAGACAGUGCUGGAAGUGCUGCGAUCCCGCUGUGUAAGAUGGCAGAUGCUGGCUCUGGUUUUCCCUUGUGCUGGCGUUCAGUUCUGUGGAAUCAAUGCUCUGUAUUUCUAUUGUUUUGACAUUUUCCGUGAAGCUGGAGUCGCAGAGGAUAAAAUGCAGUACCUGUCCAUUGGCAUUGGGGCAACAGAGCUCAUUGCCGUCAGUUUCUGUUCCCUGUUGAUAGACCGUGCUGGCAGGAAGAAUCUGAUGGGUUAUGGGUACCUGUUGAUGGGGGCCAUCAUGUCUGUGCUUAUUGCCAUGCUGUAUUUCAAGGAUCUCUAUUUCUGGAUGCCGUAUAUAAACAUCACCCUUAUCUUCUCAGUCAUCUGUGUGUAUGGACUUGGGCCUUGUGGAGUGGCAAUGGCUCUUCCGGCUGACCUCUUCCUGCAGGCCUGGCGUCCCUCCGCUUAUGUGAUCAGCGGCACUGUCAACUGGCUGGGCCUGUUCCUCAUUGGCAUGUUAUUCCCCUACAUAGUGGAUGGGAUGGGAGAGUUCUGCUUCCUGAUCUUUGUGGUCUACUGCAUUUCCAGUGCAGCAUUCAUGCUAUAUUUCAUCCCAGAAACCACUAAGAAAACUGUUAUGGAGAUCACGGAAGACUUUAACAAACUGAACUACAAAAACAGGAAAUCUGACACAGAAAAUGCUAGCUUUGGUUUUGUAACAAAAUUCUGAAAAUGUGUAUAAUAAAAAAUUCUGAAAGCCCACAUCACACACCGUUUCAUUUGUAAUUUAAUUAGCUUUACCUUUGAGAUGCUUGUCCUUAACUGAUCUUAUAACUGAAUUUAAAAAUGAAGUCAGCAUGGUUUACUAUCA